Micropterus dolomieu (smallmouth bass) is the source of this 829-nucleotide messenger RNA. It is a transcript of the gene plac8l1, whose product is annotated as PLAC8 like 1. The record is from RefSeq and is a predicted model, not a curated record. Lineage: Eukaryota; Metazoa; Chordata; Actinopteri; Centrarchiformes; Centrarchidae. Bases 82 to 609 code for a protein of 175 amino acids. The transcript is spliced from 4 exons.
CCUCAUUCCUGCUGACUCCCUGCUCACCCUCUCCUCUUUGCCUCCUCGCCUCACCCCUCUGGAUGCCAGUAGCUUCUAGUCAUGGAGCAGACGACAGUCACACACCAACCAGGACUGUCAGUGAACCAAACCUCAGCAUCAGCGUUUCAUGAAGACGAAGUGGGAGGCUCCACCACAGGAAGUGAAGAUAUCUGGGGGUCAUAUGAUGUCCCUGCAGCGACAGACCCAGUGCUCACACAGCCCGGCCUUGGCGUCACCACGACAACCAUCACCACCAUCACACAGACGGGAGGAGGAUGGAGCACUGGCCUGUUUGACGUCUGUGGAGACACGACUACAUGUAUUCUUGGGGCCCUGGUGCCAUGUUGUUUGGACCUGAGUUUAGCUCACCAGUAUGGCGAGUGUCUGUGCAUGCCUCUGUUACCAGGAUCCACUUUUGCCAUACGAGUUGGGAUCAGGGAGCGGUACAAGAUACGGGGCAGUGUGUGUGAGGACUGGACCACAGUGCAUUGCUGUUACCCCCUGGCUGUAUGUCAGAUGAUAAGAGAGAUGAAGCAGAGGAUGAAGACACAGACCUAUCAUGUGUCCACUGCCCUCGAAUGCUCCUGAAGAAACUGGAAUGAUUAGCACAAAGAAUCAAUACUACAAGGUUUUGAACUUACUUUUAUAUGCCCCUGAGGAAGCCUUGGAAAAUAAAUCAACCCUAUCCUACAACAUUCAAAGAAGACUGAAAAGGACAGACUUGAACAGCAUAAACAAUAAAAUAAUUAUCCGAGCUGUAGGGUCUCAACUAGUGUGUAGGGCUUAAAACUUCCUUGGAUGUUGUAAG